AUGCAGACGUGGUGCAGGAGGGAACACUCUUCUCUAUCAUUGGGCGUCGCAUCCCGACCAAACGGGGUUCGGUGCUCAAAGAGAAGUAGGCCGUGGCUCGGGCAGCUGAAAAUUUCGCUGUCUACCGGCACGGCACCACAUGCUCCCCAAUCCCCACCCCCUUCCCUGUUGCAUUCUCCCUUCCACCAGGAGCACUGGCUGGACAUAGCAGAGGAGAUUGACGAUCUGUUUCUUGGAGAUGCAGAGGAGCACUGGUUGGACAUAGCAGAGGAGAUUGACAACCUGUUCCUGCUGGGAGAUGCAGAUGUGUGGCGGCGACCCACCAGUGGUACUCACUCCCCAACCCUCCCACCCUCUCCCGCACACAUUCCUUUUCACCAGGAGCACUGUCUCGAUAUAGCAGAGGAGAUUGACGACCUGUUCCUCCUGGGAGAUGCAGAUGAGCACUGGCUGGACAAAGCAGAGGAGAUUGACGACCUGUUUCUCGGAGAUGCAAAGGAGCACUGGCUGGACAUAGCAGAGGAGAUUGACGAUCUGUUUCUCGGAGAUGCAGAGGUGUGGCGGCGACCCACCAGCGGCACGGCAGGGCCGUUGGGAGGGGAGUUCCCUUUGGUCACAGAGAACGGACAUUUCGUGUUGGAUGUGAUUUUCACGACUCCCAUCGCUGAUAUGAGUGAGUGA
This is a messenger RNA of Closterium sp. NIES-65, 681 nucleotides long. The record is from the annotation of a GenBank genome assembly. Lineage: Eukaryota; Viridiplantae; Streptophyta; Zygnematophyceae; Desmidiales; Closteriaceae.